This is a messenger RNA of Xiphias gladius (swordfish), 1203 nucleotides long. Its product is annotated as polyubiquitin-B. Gene Ontology annotation, molecular function: ubiquitin protein ligase binding; protein tag activity. The record is from RefSeq and is a predicted model, not a curated record. Lineage: Eukaryota; Metazoa; Chordata; Actinopteri; Istiophoriformes; Xiphiidae. Gene Ontology annotation, cellular component: nucleus; cytoplasm. Gene Ontology annotation, biological process: modification-dependent protein catabolic process; protein ubiquitination. The transcript has 2 exons. Bases 134 to 823 code for a protein of 229 amino acids.
GGUGGGGCAGCGGAAGGAUAUCGGGCUGGUUGUCUAUAAAUAUCUCUCCGCAGCUGUUUUCUUUGCCAAAAACAGCUACAUCGUCCGGAGUAGAGCGGCGUAAACACCAUCGGGAACAAUUUGCUUUGUCAAGAUGCAGAUCUUUGUGAAGACCCUGACUGGCAAGACCAUCACUUUGGAGGUCGAGCCCAGCGACACCAUUGAGAAUGUCAAAGCCAAAAUCCAGGACAAGGAAGGCAUCCCUCCAGACCAGCAGAGGCUGAUCUUUGCUGGUAAACAGCUGGAAGAUGGCCGCACCCUCUCCGACUACAACAUCCAGAAGGAAUCCACUCUCCAUCUGGUGCUCCGUCUGAGGGGAGGCAUGCAGAUCUUUGUGAAGACCCUGACUGGCAAGACCAUCACCCUGGAGGUCGAGCCCAGCGACACCAUUGAGAACGUCAAGGCCAAAAUCCAGGACAAGGAAGGCAUCCCUCCAGACCAGCAGCGUCUCAUCUUUGCAGGCAAGCAGCUGGAAGAUGGCCGCACCCUCUCCGACUACAAUAUCCAGAAGGAGUCCACCCUCCAUCUGGUCUUGCGUCUCAGGGGAGGCAUGCAGAUCUUCGUGAAGACCCUGACUGGCAAGACCAUCACCCUGGAGGUCGAGCCCAGCGACACCAUUGAGAACGUCAAGGCCAAAAUCCAGGACAAAGAGGGCAUCCCUCCAGACCAGCAGCGUCUCAUCUUUGCAGGCAAGCAGCUGGAAGAUGGCCGCACCCUCUCCGACUACAACAUCCAGAAGGAAUCCACCCUCCAUCUUGUGCUCCGUCUGAGAGGAGGAAACUAGGCAGCUUCUGAUCAUGUCUCAGUUCCAGUGCUGGAAUCGCUGAUCCUGUUGCCAGUCAUUCCUUUUUCUUUUUUUUAAGUUUCAAUAAAGGUUUAGCAUUCCUGAACUAUGCUUUUAUUGGCUUUAGUUUCACUUUGCAUUUCGUUUCAUUGAGUUUGGUAAAUAUACAAACACAAUGUAAAGACGCUAAAAUCGGAUGCAUGUUUGUGAUUAGUGGUCCAACAUGGACAAGAGUUCACUAGCAGCCUCCAGUUGACAAGUUGGUAGAUCUGAGACCUGAAAUGUAGCUUCUGUUUUUACUAUGACCUUGAAAGCAAAGCAUCUGUGGAAAUCCUGCUGUUGCGUGUUCAUCAUAACUAAUAAACGGCUUCUCACUGUCA